AUGGUUCUUAAUGCAAGAGCUCUGGUUUUGCUCCACAUUCUUGUCUGGUCAUUGCCAGAUACAUUUAGCCAGAGUUCUGGUAUCCUGAGCGAUAUCUCUUGCUUGAAAUCUAUUAGAGAUUCCUUGGAAGACCCUCUCAAUCACAUUGCCACUUCUUGGACCUUCAACAGCUCCACAGAAGAUUCUAUCUGUUGGUAUGUUGGGGUCAUUUGUGAGUACACAUUUGAGAAUAGGGUUCGAGAUGUACAACUGGCCAACAUGGGGCUCAGGGGCAAGUUCCCUACUGGCCUUGUGGACUGCAGCGAACUUAUAAGCUUAGACCUUUCAGGUAAUGUAAUUUCAGGAUCAAUCCCACAUGAUAUCAAUGAAAUACUGCCGAAUUUAGAAGUGCUCAAGCUCUCAAACAAUAACUUUUCUGGAGAAAUCCCAUCGAGUAUGGGUAAUUGCUCUAAUCUGGAGGUUCUUAAACUCGACAACAACAGGCUAUCUGGUCAAAUUCCUCAGCAACUCAGCGAGCUCCACAUGCUUAGAAUUUUUAGUGUUGCUAACAAUUUGUUGUCAGGGCCAGUGCCAGACUUUAGAUUUGUCAGCACCGAUACAAUAAGGCCUGAGAGCUACGAAAAUAAUAGCGGACUUUGUGGGGAGCCUCUGGAUGGCUGUAAGCAUAGAUGGGCCUUCUUUGAAGUUUCUUUCAGAAGUGGGUUUGUAGUUGGAUUUUUGGUUUUCACCUUUUCGUAUACAGCUUUUUUUACGUACUAUUUUAAUCUUUGGGGGCGAUCAAAAAAGAGGAAACAAAUGAUGCCAACAAAGACCACAGUUUUGAAGGAGUGCAGGAAGAACAAGGAUAAACAAAUUGAUCAAUUCAUCCAAUUGCCAACCAAGGCCCUCUAUAAAGAAGAAAGCAUACAGGUCUCCAAGUUGGUGAGAAUGAUUCCUAGAAUGAGCCUUGCAGAGCUUAGUGAGGCAACUGCCAAUUUCAACACAGACAAUGUCAUUGGAUUGGGAAAGAUCGGAAUGAUGUACAAGGGAGUGCUUUCAAAUGGUUUGCCCCAUGCGAUUAAGAGAUUACAUGAUUCUCAAUCUUUAGAGAAACAAUUUGUGUCUGAGCUUUUGGCACUAGGUAGAUUGAAACACAAUAACAUUGUUCCCCUGUUAGGAUACUGUAAAGAAAGGAAGGAAAAGCUUUUGGUGUACAAAUAUAUAUCGAAUGGUAGCCUUUAUGAUUGGCUACAUGCAGCGAAAGGCAAGAAUAAGAUCCUGGAAUGGCCUUCGAGGAUUAAAAUUGCUAUGGGGAUAGCGAGAGGCCUAGUAUUGCUUCACCAUGAGUGCAAUUUCCGAGUGGUCCAUCUUAACUUGAGUUCAAACUCUAUCUUACUUGAUCAGAAUUUUGAACCCAAGAUGUCGAAUUUUGGUGGGUCAAUAAUAUCGAAUUUUGGUGGGGAAAUGUUCAAGAACUCAAGAAACAAUAACAUUUUUAUAGGUAGUGAUGUUUGGGAGUUGGGGUAUGUAAAAAAGGAUGUCUACGACUUUGGAAUUUUGCUUCUUGAGCUAAUUAUAGGGAAGGAAUCCAUUGAAAUUAAUAAUUAUGCCAACAAUUCGAAUGGGAGUUUGGUUGAUUGGAUUGCUCAUCUUUUGACUAGCUCUUCUGAUUUCUACAAUGUAAUUGAUGAAUCUUUGAUUGGCAGAGGAUUUGAAGAUGAAAUCUUUGAAUUACUUAGAAUUGCAUAUACUUGUCUUAAGCUCUUUCCUAGUCAAAGGCCGACCACUCUUGAACUAUACAACACAAUACGUAUUUUUGGGGAGAAAUAUUGCCUCACAAGAGACUCUGAGAUAUUGAGGCAAUCUGAAAUUGCCACUGCAAGUACCCUUUGUGAAAUUGUAGAGGCUGAAAUUACAUAG
Molecule: messenger RNA, 1899 nt
Organism: Quercus robur (English oak)
Lineage: Eukaryota; Viridiplantae; Streptophyta; Magnoliopsida; Fagales; Fagaceae
Product: probably inactive leucine-rich repeat receptor-like protein kinase At5g48380
Exons: 2
Coding region: 1-1899 (632 amino acids)
Biological process (GO): protein phosphorylation
Molecular function (GO): protein kinase activity; receptor serine/threonine kinase binding; ATP binding
Source: RefSeq, a predicted model, not a curated record